UCUUGUGUCUGAACAUGAGACUGGUGGCUCUGGUUGUGGUGUGCGGGCUCAUUGUUGGGCAGGAUGGAGGAAGUGCGGGAGCAGCUCUGCCAGGGUUUGACUCUGCACAGAGGACACGCACAACAGGGUCCAUCCUCUCUGGUCUCAGGAGGAGGACAGCAGGAGAGUUUUUGACAGAGGAUCCCAGCCCCUGUUUGUCCCUCAGAGAGAAUGAAGACCAGCUGCAGCUCCUGUGCAACGACCGCAGGAGCAAAUUCAACUUCAACCCUUUCGGCCUCCGCUUCGGGAAACGCUACAUUUACAGGAGAGCCGUCAAAAGAGCCAGGACAAAUAAGUUCUCACCCUUUUCUGUCUUCUCACGAGAACUGGAGGUGCCUACCUGAGACACACGUGAGGACUUGUGUCUCAGUGGUGAAGAGUCAACGUGAGAAAUGUCUUUCCAUUUGUGUUUGAAAAAGAUCUUUUUCUUCAGAUGAAAUGAUGUUUCUGUGAAUAAAACUUUUG
Molecule: messenger RNA, 504 nt
Organism: Plectropomus leopardus (leopard coralgrouper)
Lineage: Eukaryota; Metazoa; Chordata; Actinopteri; Perciformes; Serranidae
Gene: kiss2
Product: kisspeptin 2
Source: RefSeq, a predicted model, not a curated record